AUGGAGGCGCAGGAGUUAUUUCGGCGCUUAGGUGCCGGUGCUCGGUUUGAUGUUCGGCGCUUCGGGGAAGAUGCGCGGCGGUUCGGGGUGAUAAAGGGGAGCGGUGGCAGCGUCUCGCUGGAGAGCCUCGACUUCUUCGGGUGCAAGGAGGAAGCCCCCCAGGAGUCUGCCGAGGAGGGAUGUGGGCUCCCAGGGGGUGAAGAGGAGGUGGAGGGUGGAGAGCAGCAGAAAGAGGAUGGAGCAGGGAAAAACGGCAGAGAGAUGGCAGGAAAGAGAAAAAGAAGUGCAGAAAGUGGUGAAGGGAAGAGAAAAAAGAAAAAGACACGAGGUGCUGUAGCAUCAAUGCCAGAGUUGUCAGAAAAUAACGGAAUAAAGUGGAUGUCCUCUCUGGAAGCAAAAGUUGAAGAUGCAAAAGACAAAAAACCUACUGCAGAAAAGCUUGAACGCUUAAGAAGAGAAAAGAUAAACCGCUUCAGAAACAGACACAGGAUCAGUGUUCAGGGCACAGAUCUUCCCGACCCAAUUGCCACGUUUGAUCAGCUUCAAAAGGAAUACAAAAUCCACCCUAAAAUCAUAGAGAACAUUCAGGCUGCUGGCUUCCAGGUCCCAACACCCAUCCAGAUGCAGGCCAUUCCCGUCAUGCUUCAUGGUCGGGAGCUUCUAGCUUCAGCUCCUACUGGGUCUGGAAAAACCCUGGCGUUUUGUAUUCCUCUCCUAGCACAUCUGAAACAACCCAGGAACAAAGGAUUCAGAGCUCUGAUCAUAUCGCCUACGCGAGAACUCGCUAGCCAGACACAUCGGGAGCUGGUGAGGUUGGCUGAGGGGACAGGCUUCAGGAUACAUAUGAUCCACAAGGCAGCUGAUGCAGCAAAGAAGUUUGGGCCCAAGUCUUCUAAAAAAUUUGAUAUACUAGUUACUACUCCAAACAGACUCAUUUAUUUGCUGAAACAAGAUCCUCCAGCAAUAGACUUGACCAGUGUGGAGUGGCUGGUGGUGGAUGAGUCAGACAAACUGUUUGAAGACGGGAAGUCGGGGUUCCGUGACCAGCUGGCCUCCAUCUUCCUGGCAUGCACAUCCCACCUGGUGAGAAGAGCCUUGUUCAGCGCAACCUUUGCACGAGACGUAGAGGAGUGGUGUAAACUUACCCUUGACAGUGUUGUUCUGGUGUCUGUUGGAGCGAGAAACUGUGCAGCCGAGACAGUAGAACAAGAACUGUUGUUUGUUGGAUCUGAGACAGGAAAACUAACGGCAAUGAGAGAGCUUGUUAAGAAGGGUUUUGCUCCUCCGGUCCUUGUUUUUGUACAGUCUAUUGAGAGGGCUAAAGAGCUUUUCCAUGAACUUAUUUACGAAGGCAUCAAUGUGGAUGUCAUCCAUGCAGACAAAACUCAGCAACAGAGAGAUAAUGUAGUACGCAGUUUCAGAGCUGGGAAGAUCUGGGUGCUCAUCUGCUCAGCCUUACUAGCUCGAGGGAUUGACUUCAAAGGUGUGAAUAUGGUCAUUAAUUACGAUAUGCCCACGAGUGCAGUGGAAUACAUCCACAGGAUAGGUCGUACUGGAAGAGCAGGGCACACAGGAAAAGCUGUCACUUUCUUUACAGAAGAUGAUAAACCUUUAUUACGGAGCAUAGCCAGUGUUAUUCAGCGAGCUGGCUGUCCUGUGCCAGACUACCUCAAACACUUGCCCAAACUGCAAAGCAAACAAAAGAAGAAAUUCAUUAAGAAACCAUUGACAAGAGAAUCCAUUUGUACCACCCCUCAGUGCUUCUUAAAAAAAGCCAAAAGAAAAACGAAAACUACAAAGGAAAAUAUUAAGGAAAAAAAGAAAGUUAAAGAAGGUAAAAGUGGCAGUAAAUUACAGACUGGUUCAGAAAGCUGA
This is a messenger RNA of Antrostomus carolinensis (chuck-will's-widow), 1875 nucleotides long. RefSeq names its product DExD-box helicase 52 (gene DDX52). Gene Ontology annotation, molecular function: RNA helicase activity; ATP binding; nucleic acid binding. The transcript is spliced from 16 exons. Gene Ontology annotation, cellular component: cytosol. Gene Ontology annotation, biological process: maturation of SSU-rRNA. The record is from RefSeq and is a predicted model, not a curated record. Bases 1 to 1875 code for a protein of 624 amino acids. Lineage: Eukaryota; Metazoa; Chordata; Aves; Caprimulgiformes; Caprimulgidae.